UAACAUUAAGCAAUCAAUACAAUAAUAACUAAAGAAAUUUUUAGGAAAUUUAACAGAAAAUUUAAAUUAAUCAUGAUUCUCGACUCGGGAAUAUCGAGUUCAGACACAAAAAUUAAAGAUGAUCAUGAAAUAAGAAAUUCCAAGAUCAAGAUGCUAUAUUUAGGCAUAAUGUAUUUUGCUACCAAUUGUUUAAGCUCGAUCGCUCUGGAAGCUGGUUCUCGCAGUUUAUUUCGCUCUAUUUCAACAAAACCUGCGGUUUUUAAUAAUAUAUUCCGCCGAAAUUACAAUUUGAGGGUUAAGAUAAUGAUAGGAGACCUGCUUGCAGCAUUGAUAUCUACAACAAUGCUAACAAUUGGCGACAUAUAUGGAAUUCCAUAUCUUUAUUUGCCAUGGCUUGUCAAUACUAUUGAAGGGAUGAUUUUUCACGAAGGGCCAGCUAUUUUUGGAUUGGCAUACACUGUGUUACCCAAUGCAAACUUGCCUACGGGAUUAUUUAUGUUUAUAACACUACUUUUGUAUGUGGAAGAGCUGUGCAUCUGGAAAGACGUUCUCAUGAAUUUCAAACGCUGCUGGACAAGAUAUAAUAAAAAUAACAAAUUGAAGGAGGAUACAAAAUCGAUAAUGAUAGCAAAUAAAGAAUUAUGCAACAAAGCUAAAGAAAGUCUUAAUGAAAAUAUAGUUUCGCCAAAAUCAACGACAAAUCAACAAAAUUCUACAACUCAUUUCCAUGUACCUAAUAUUGAUGAUAUUAAGCCUAUUGAAAAAACUAUAGAAAACAAUACAUCGAUUAAAAAUCGUCGUAGCAAAAGUCUGUUUACGGAAGUGACUGGUUAGAUUGAAACUCAUUUAAAUAAA
Trachymyrmex cornetzi is the source of this 855-nucleotide messenger RNA. RefSeq lists its product as uncharacterized. The record is from RefSeq and is a predicted model, not a curated record. Bases 73 to 834 code for a protein of 253 amino acids. The transcript is spliced from 4 exons. NCBI's taxonomy places the organism in Eukaryota, Metazoa, Arthropoda, Insecta, Hymenoptera, Formicidae.